Molecule: messenger RNA, 365 nt
Organism: Triplophysa dalaica
Lineage: Eukaryota; Metazoa; Chordata; Actinopteri; Cypriniformes; Nemacheilidae
Product: histone H4
Exons: 1
Coding region: 7-318 (103 amino acids)
Biological process (GO): nucleosome assembly
Cellular component (GO): nucleosome
Molecular function (GO): structural constituent of chromatin; DNA binding; protein heterodimerization activity
Source: RefSeq, a predicted model, not a curated record
UGCAUCAUGUCUGGAAGAGGCAAAGGUGGAAAGGGACUCGGAAAAGGAGGCGCGAAGCGUCAUCGAAAAGUGUUGCGUGAUAACAUCCAGGGCAUCACCAAGCCUGCCAUCCGUCGGCUUGCUCGUCGCGGCGGAGUGAAACGUAUCUCCGGUCUCAUCUACGAGGAAACUCGCGGUGUGUUGAAGGUGUUUCUGGAGAACGUUAUCCGUGACGCCGUCACCUACACCGAGCACGCCAAGAGAAAGACCGUCACCGCCAUGGACGUCGUGUACGCGCUGAAACGACAGGGACGCACUCUGUACGGCUUCGGAGGUUAAACGCGUUUAUUCUGAAGUAAAACAUUGAACACAACGGCUCUUUUAAG